This is a messenger RNA of Anarrhichthys ocellatus (wolf-eel), 1758 nucleotides long. RefSeq names its product transmembrane BAX inhibitor motif containing 6 (gene tmbim6). The coding region runs from base 138 to 851 and encodes 237 amino acids. Gene Ontology annotation, cellular component: mitochondrial membrane. The record is from RefSeq and is a predicted model, not a curated record. The transcript is spliced from 10 exons. Gene Ontology annotation, molecular function: enzyme binding. Lineage: Eukaryota; Metazoa; Chordata; Actinopteri; Perciformes; Anarhichadidae. Gene Ontology annotation, biological process: negative regulation of apoptotic signaling pathway; cellular response to unfolded protein; negative regulation of RNA splicing.
UUCUGGGCGUGGCUAUUGUGACGCCAUCAGGCCACUGACACGUACAGCAGGAAGAAGAACGGCUGCCAAACUGUUUGUUAGCUGGUUAGCGGAGUAAGCAAAUAAUCUCUCUUCAGUUCACGAGCCCUGGUUCCAUCAUGAACAUGUUUGACCGCAACAUCAACUUUGACGCCCUCUUCAAGUUCUCCCAAAUAUCUCAUUCCACCCAGGUGCACUUGAAGAAUGUGUACUCCAGCCUGGCACUCUGUAUGUUUGUGUCUGCAGCUGGCUCCUACGUCCAUGUCGUCACACGUCUCUUCCAGGGAGGUUUGCUGUCUGUCCUCGGCUCCUUGGGGAUGAUGUUUUGGCUUGCCAUGACGCCACACAACUCUGAAACGGAGAAGAAGAGACUGGCUAUCCUCGCAGGAUUCGCCUUCCUCACAGGUGUCGGCCUUGGCCCCACACUGGACUUUGUCAUCGCUGUCAAUCCGAGCAUCAUCAUGACGGCUUUCAUGGGAACCUCUGUGAUUUUCAUCUGCUUCACUCUCAGCGCUCUCUAUGCCAAACGCAGGAGCUACCUGUUCCUUGGAGGCACCCUGAUGUCUGGCCUUUCCCUCCUCUUCCUGAUGUCUGUGAUGAACAUGUUCUUUGGAUCCGUGAUGCUGUUUAAGGCACACAUGUACCUCGGGCUGCUCAUCAUGUGCGGCUUCGUCCUGUUUGACACUCAGCUCAUCAUUGAGAAAGCAGAGAAUGGAGACAAGGACUACAUCUGGCACUGCGUGGACUUGUUCCUGGAUUUCAUCACCAUCUUCAGAAAACUCAUGGUCAUCCUCGCCAUGAACGACAAGGAAAAGAAGAAGGAAAAGAAGUAAAGAACGUUUGGAUAAUUAAAGUCUGAAGAGGCACAAUGUGCAACGCACGUGGUGCUUUUCACUUUCUGUCUUCAUUUAUUGAAUUAACUCCUAUGUGGUCUUAUAUUAUUGAAAUUCUUUUGAUUUAUUUUUCAAACUUUCAACAACGGUUGAAUGCAAGUUUAUGGUAAACUAAUGCUAGUCCCUGUCAUGGCUGUGAAUGGAGAAUUAGACUAAUGCUGCAGUGAACAUGCUUGGCCUGUAGAGGGCAGUGUUGCCCUAUGAAGACUCCCGGAAGCUGAGCAGCACUUAAUGAACAUACUCAUUAUUUAGUGCCAUAAAUGACAUGACGGGCUCUUUUCUAGUGGGUCAUGUCAGCUUCUGAGGCUAAUCCUUGUUUUAUUUGAAGUUAUUUCAUUUCAGUCGUUGAUUUGCUUUUUUUAGUUUUCCUCCAUUCUCUUUAGUGGAGUGUCAUAAGAUAUGGUGUCCCAUGAUUUUGAUAGAUUACCCCGUUUGAGAAAUUUCCCCGUCAUUGUUUUUGUCCCGACAAAUUUUUGUUUUCAGACCAACAUUUUGAGUAAGAAUGUUGAAACCUGGUAACACUGACACAAACCCUAAAAGCCUGUCGGAGUCAUGGUGGUCUACACCAGCUCAUUCCGACAGACGUUUGGGGUUUCGGGUGUCGUAGGCUGGAGGAGGAGGAACAGUCUGUGCCAUCGGUCUUCAUCUUGGAUAGCAGGCGAGUUGUUCAGGCCUCUCCCAGUGUAAGUUUCUCUAAACAUCUGUUGUCUAGAAAGUAGUUUGCCAAAUGAUGUGAUUUUAACCUUUACGAUUUUUUGAAAGUGUAUACUGUGAAGAAUUUAUUUUAUGGAUGUAAAAUUUAAACUAAUAAUUUGAUACAUUUGCUCAAAUAAAUGUGUUGAACGUA